GAAGAAUUCCAUUCGAAUGCACGGGCAUUCCUUAAUGGUUGUCCGAAGAGCAGGAAAGCAGAGGACGGGUGUAUAUAAGAUGGUACGUGCGCGGGUCACUGUGUAGCAGGCACUUCUGUUUGACUUCGCGACUCUGAGCACAAACAGCCACAGAACCCAUCAAGAUGUGUGACGACGACGAGACUACAGCUCUGGUGUGCGACAAUGGCUCUGGCCUGGUCAAGGCUGGUUUCGCCGGUGAUGACGCCCCCAGGGCCGUCUUCCCUUCCAUCGUCGGCCGCCCACGUCACCAGGGUGUGAUGGUCGGUAUGGGUCAGAAAGACUCCUACGUUGGAGACGAGGCUCAGAGCAAGAGAGGUAUCCUGACCCUGAAGUACCCAAUCGAGCACGGCAUCAUCACCAACUGGGACGACAUGGAGAAGAUCUGGCACCACACCUUCUACAACGAGCUCCGCGUGGCCCCUGAGGAGCACCCAACCCUGCUCACCGAGGCCCCUCUGAACCCCAAAGCUAACCGUGAGAAGAUGACCCAGAUCAUGUUUGAGACCUUCAACGUCCCCGCCAUGUACGUGGCCAUCCAGGCCGUCCUGUCCCUAUAUGCUUCUGGCCGUACCACCGGUAUUGUGCUGGACUCUGGUGAUGGUGUGACCCACAAUGUGCCCAUCUAUGAGGGUUACGCUCUUCCCCACGCCAUCAUGCGUCUGGACUUGGCUGGUCGCGAUCUGACAGACUACCUGAUGAAGAUCCUGACCGAGCGCGGAUACUCUUUCGUCACAACCGCCGAGCGUGAGAUUGUCCGUGACAUCAAGGAGAAGCUCUGCUACGUCGCACUGGACUUUGAGAAUGAGAUGGCCACCGCCGCCUCCUCGUCCUCUCUCGAGAAGAGCUACGAGCUUCCCGACGGUCAGGUCAUCACCAUCGGUAACGAGCGUUUCCGUUGCCCCGAGACCCUGUUCCAGCCUUCCUUCAUUGGUAUGGAGUCUGCCGGCAUUCACGAAACCGCUUACAACAGCAUCAUGAAGUGUGAUAUUGACAUCAGAAAGGACCUGUAUGCCAACAACGUCCUGUCUGGUGGUACCACAAUGUACCCUGGUAUUGCUGACCGUAUGCAGAAGGAGAUCACAGCCCUGGCUCCCAGCACCAUGAAGAUCAAGAUCAUUGCUCCCCCUGAGCGCAAGUACUCCGUCUGGAUCGGCGGCUCCAUCCUGGCCUCCCUGUCCACCUUCCAGCAGAUGUGGAUCACCAAGCAGGAAUACGAUGAAGCCGGCCCCAGCAUCGUCCACCGCAAGUGCUUCUAAGCGCCUGGCUCACCAUCCUAUCAUUGCUUCCUGCUCAGGAACCAAGUGAUGAUGCAUUGCUCCUGUGGACAGCUUUUCUACAGUCGUCAUUUAUGCACAUCUAUGACGUAGGAGCGAGCAGUAAAAGCAUAAACUGAGAAAACGUCAAGGCAGAGAAAAAUACCAAGCGCUCUCAUUGCACACAAAUGUAUUUAUUACUGACUUCCAUGGCUUGGUAUUUUGGCGAAUGCUGUUUGAAAUUGAAGGACCCCGCUAUCUUAGAUUCCAGUGACUCUGACUUACGUUCCACUGUACACCCGGUUCAGUUGAUGACCAACACAAUUCACACUUCAACAGACAAAUAAAACUGAAAAUCUAUUUUUAAA
This is a messenger RNA of Onychostoma macrolepis, 1663 nucleotides long. RefSeq names its product actin alpha 1, skeletal muscle a (gene acta1a). The record is from RefSeq and is a predicted model, not a curated record. NCBI's taxonomy places the organism in Eukaryota, Metazoa, Chordata, Actinopteri, Cypriniformes, Cyprinidae. The transcript is spliced from 7 exons. Bases 165 to 1298 code for a protein of 377 amino acids.